CGACACCACCAUCACCAUCCCGUGCAUCGUUCGCCUGCUAGCUUUUUAUUCACCUCUGUUGCAUGCAACUACCUUGCAUUCAAGAGCACAAAAUGUCACUACCUGUGCGAUCACCUUCUAAAGAGUCGAGUACUUCACACCACCAUCUACCGACUACAGUUUCGCCUACAGUGAACGUAAUGAGCUCAACACACCAUGAAACCAAUAAAUCUUCUCCCAAGAUACCAGACAUGGAAACCGAACUGGCGCAGAUAGAAGCCACAUCUUCAUCUCUCACUUCUCAACCGACUUCUCCCGACUCUUCAAUCCAGAUGCAACAUGCACAGGCGCCUCAGCUCGAACCAACCACCACUUCAACCUCCGAUGCAGGUGCUAAUUGUGCAUCAAUGGAAAGUCCGAAGACUCGUGAAGAAGAUCAUGAGUUGGCAUCUGUAUCCAGUAUGCCACAUUCAAAAAGGAUUAACAACAAGGCAAGCGCGACACCAAACAGCAACGCAACUAUGAAGAAGCCUGCUCGCAAAAGGUCUGCGCCCGGGAAAACUACUGCACCAACCCCCUCCAGGUCGCAACCUUCAAGAAACCGCAAAGCUCCUGAGCGCUUCGAAAACUUUGAGGAGAAAACUGCCAAAGCUCUGCCCAGCAAGAAGGGUACCAGUAAGGUUUUUGACUCCGUCUUCAUCACAACAAACUCCACCAGCCGCUUGGUCAAGGCAGACAUAUACCAUAUGCUUCUUGAAGGCUCAGCCUGGUCAUGCCUUAGUGCAGAACAACAGAGCACGCUCAUUGCUAUGUUACCUCAGGAUAGUACAAACCAAGGUUUGUUGACCAAGAUCAACGCAGGCGAAACGGAAAUCACACGACCAUCAGCUUUCACUUUGGCAAAUGACUGCUUUCGAACCGAUGUCGCAAAGUUCCAGGAAGAUCUCAAGAAUGGUCAUUUAGCCAAAACUUGGCAGACCGCUGCUGAACAGGCAGUCAUUGAACGCGCAGCAGGAGAGUACGACAGGUGGAAAGCUGAAGAAGCAGAAUCCUGGUGGGGUCAAAAAAGCGUGUAAAGCAUCGUUGUUCAGAAAUGCCUGCCAUCAGACCAAGGUGGGUGACUUCGCGUCGGUAACCUGAGUUCACACAUGUGAUAUGUAAUGUGGCGUUCAGAGACAAACUUUAGUCCUCCAUCCCGGCAGCCAGAAACCAAUUCAUGCUGCCUGCUGUAUGACCUAAAAUAUUCGGAGUUCAUUUGGUAAUUUAAGAUUCCUCCAUUU
Bipolaris maydis ATCC 48331 is the source of this 1259-nucleotide messenger RNA. RefSeq names its product Asx homology domain-containing protein. The record is from RefSeq and is a predicted model, not a curated record. Lineage: Eukaryota; Fungi; Ascomycota; Dothideomycetes; Pleosporales; Pleosporaceae.